Strongylocentrotus purpuratus (purple sea urchin) is the source of this 2553-nucleotide messenger RNA. Its product is annotated as inter-alpha-trypsin inhibitor heavy chain H3. The coding region runs from base 17 to 850 and encodes 277 amino acids. Gene Ontology annotation, molecular function: serine-type endopeptidase inhibitor activity. Gene Ontology annotation, biological process: hyaluronan metabolic process. The transcript has 4 exons. Lineage: Eukaryota; Metazoa; Echinodermata; Echinoidea; Camarodonta; Strongylocentrotidae. The record is from RefSeq and is a predicted model, not a curated record.
UUCACACUCUUUUCUAAUGCUCUUAACGCCGACGGCCGACGUGACAUCUUUUGCCGACAGUGAUCCUCACUUCAUGGUCGAGAUCCUUCACUCUGGUUUGACGGUGUGUUUUGAUAUCAAUGGUGAUCCUGGUGAUGUAUUCAAUCUCUUGAGUGAUCCCAAGCUCAAUCUGCGAGUAUCUGCCUAUGUCAUUCCUGUGAAACACGACGGGAUUCCCGGUUCCAGUAGGAAUAAUACAUACUUCGGUAAGAUCGGUGUCCUACUCGGGACGGACCGGUACCUCAUUCUGACACCCGACACCAUCGAGGUCAACAACGAGGCGUUCAAGCUCGGCUGGGACGACCACCUCUCAAUGCGCGUCGGUGACUUCGUCGUUCAUGUCAGGAAUAAGCAUCAAGUGGUGAUCGCUCAUGGUGAUGAUGUGGUGGUGGUGAUCAUGGCGCACCGCGUGAAACACGGAAACAUCUUCCUUGCCGAGAGAGAAAGGGCGACCGACAGGUCUCGUCGCGUUGAUCAUCUUGGGUUCUAUGUUGAGGAAGGAAAGGGUCUUGCUGAAGAUGUCCAUGGCCUCAUUGGUCAAUUUUAUCGGAAGACGGAGGUCCUCGUGUCAAGACCAGUCGUCGAUGCCACGGACCCGUUUGACGAACCCCUGCCCCUGAGCUCCCCCGAUCAGAACGCGACUCUCUCGAUCGACGACCGACAGGUCCCCGUGACUCUCAUGAAUCGCCACAUUCCCCUUAUUCGAGAUUACAAGGAAUGCUGGCAUGCUGCUGAUAAUGCCAAGGGUCUGAUUGAAGGAGACUACACUGACUACAAGCUACCGUAUCUCAAUGCGCGCCCAGCCGCUUAAACAUCUCAUUUUUGUCUCGAAAUAGCUCGAACCUUUUUUGUUUGUUUUUAAAUCAUGUUGAUUUGCCUUUGGAAAGUAAGACUUUACUAUGGAGGUGUUUAUUGUUCGUGCUGCAGUUAUAUAUAUAUAUAUAUAUAUGUACAAAAGAAAUAUUGAAUUAAUAGUAUCCAUAGUGUAAUAAUUUGCCUCCCAUAGUUUAUAUGGUAGAAUCUGCAUUAUAGAACGAGAGAAGAUACAAGAGCGCAGUAGGCCUAUUAUGUUGAUGACUUAAUUACUUGUAAAUAAAAACCCUCUUUCUUACUACACCUGUAUUACAUCUAUUGCAGCUGGGGUGCUGCCCAUGCAUGCACAAGAACAGAAGUAGUAAUGAAAGUAGUAGCGGUAGUAGUAAUACUACCUUUAAAUGUUGUUGUAGCAGUGUAGUACCGUGUGAGUGUAUCCGGACACUUACCCCCUGGACAUCUACCCCGGAUAACCACCCUCUAAGACGCCUACCCCGGGACAACUACCCCCGGAUAACUACCCCCAGCAGUACUGUGAAACUGUUUAAAUUUUGAAUUUUGCCUGGCAGUCGGGAAUAAAGACCUUGAAGUCUAUUCAACUGUCUUUAUUUGUUUACUAAUUUAUGUAUUUGUUUAUUCAUCCGCUUUAAUUUUACAGAAUCUAUUUGAUUAUUUAUUUAUAAAGUCAUGCUUUAAAUAUUAUUUCGAACCCAUAACAAUUGAAUCAUUUUCUAUUUGUUUAAAACGACUGUUCUAUCUUUCCGGUUCCUUCUCUGGUUACCUUUGUCGGACUACACUGAUCGUCUGUCUGUCGCAUAUGUUGCAGCUAGGCCAUUUUCGUAAUGUAACCAAAUUUAUGCAUAUGCCUAAAGCGCUUCGAUACGAAUUAUUUCAUUCACCUGUUACAAAUAAAUGUAUUGCAAUAGUCAGAAUUCAAAUUGCAUACAUUAGUUGUUUCAUGGUAGGACAAACAUUAUGGCUUUUCCUACCUAACAGCACGUUAUUUAUGCAAUUAGCAUUCUGACUAUGAAAUACAAUUAUUCGCAAUGAUCGGGGGAAUGAAAUAAGUUGUAACAAGGUACUAGAAAGAUUUGUGCAUUACAUUUGAAAAUGGCCCAUUGACAGAUCAAGAUUCAAGAGUCAGGUAAGGGUAUCACCUGUCACUAGAUGGGUAUCAUUGAUGCGACAAUUAUGAAUAUAUGGCAUCUCCAUUUGACAACAGCAAUCAGAAAACAAAAGCAAGCAACUGCCAAAUCGCACACAUUCCCAUUCACAGAAACCUUUCCAGUACUUCCUACUGAAUAGUACAUGCCUACAUGGACAUGUUUUUCCGCAUAAAUGCUCAAUUAUUCUCACAGUGAGUUUCGCCUAAUUUAGGUGUUUUCCCCCUAUUAUUUGACAAAUUUCAGAUGACUGUUGCUUAAUUUUGUCAAAGGGCAGUCAAAUUGGUCAAAAACUUGCUGACAGGGAAAAAUGAUUCAGCUCCAUUUUAAUUUUCGGAAUGUUAAAUCAAUUUGUAGUGGCUCAACAAUGUUCGACUCUUCAUCGUGAAAUGUACAGUAAAAUUAAUGUAACAAAUAUAUUGUUGAAUGAAUGUGUUGAUUUCACUAAAGUUAAAAAAAGAAAAACAGAAUUGAAACCUUAUAACCCCUUCAUUAUUUAGAACGAAUAAAUUGAUGCGUAAUGCUGUCCUGAAUCGAA